ACACCAAUGAUAGCUAAAGUGACCUUUGUUGUGGCGCUAUAUUUCUUCGCUUAUCAGGUUUUUGUGUUUCAAGACUCUGAUUAAGUGUUAGUUCGAAUAAGAUCAUAAAAGCAAAGCUGAUUAUCAGAGCAACUUCUAAUCAAUUUAACGCAUGUCGAAAAGUUAACACUUGCGGUAAAACCGUCAUUUGUAAACCGCUAACAGUAAUCUGAAUAUUAAUUAUUGGUAAAUAAUUGACUUGUAUAUUUGCAUCUUAAUAUUAGUUAAGUGGGGUCUUGGUCGUGUUGCUAAUAACUUAUCGUAGUGGCAUAAGUGUCUCUACCUAAUUCUUUGGUUUUUGAAUAUUAAUAUUCAAACUUACAAUAUUAAUAUUGUACGAACACCAAAAAUACAAUUGUAUUUUUGGUGUUCGUAUUUAGCCAAUUUUUGUAUUAUCUUAACUUACUUUACACCCGGUUAUCAUUCUUAUUGAUCGUCUGUAGCGGUUGGUAUUUUCAGUCACAUCUGGAAGUAUCAAUUCGAACGCUAUUAAGGAUUGAUUUAGUGUACAUAUUUAGCGUAAUGAGGUUAUUGUUAGAAAGGUUUUCUUAUAACUAAUGUACGAGGCGAGACUAUCAUUUAUGGACAAACCUAUCAGAAUUAUUAUAACAGGUCUUGAUUUUAGGCGCGAAACAAAAUCAUCUAUUUUACCAAAUACCGUUUUGGCAUUAUAAGUGAUAUCAGUUCGUGAUGAAAAAACUAAAUAUGAUUCUGACUAUUAACUAUAAAUAAUAACCCUAAUCUUUCAUACUGAUUCAUAACCCUGAUCUGGCCGUAGUUUUUUACGUGAACAUUCUCAAGGUCUUUUCAGCUUCGCUCAAAGAUCGUUCAUAAAUUAUAGUCCCACCGUUUACGAUUUAGUAAAUGCUGAACUUUACGAAAGUCCUGUGUUCUAAACUGCCGUAUUCGGUUUACUAAGUGUGAUGUGCAGUGUACUUUUUCUUUAAUGUUACGGCACUCUAUUAAAUAGUUUUCUUCAGGAAUCAAUUGUGUCGGACGGUUUCGGAACUUAAUCAAUUUUGAUGAAAUUCACACCUUUCUGUGAUGUCCGGUGGUGUGAAAUUAAGUAUUGUGUUAAGUUUGCUUCAAAGUUAAAUUUAAAUUGCUUUUCACCUUAGUCUUCUGAAUAGCGUUAUUUUAUAUUCACAUGCGGUAUUUUUAUUUCCAUUGUUUUCCUAUGGCUAUACUUUUCUUCUUUAGGUAUUUGUUCUCUAACGUCGUGGCUCAUAAUCUUCAAAUUAAACGUUGCAUUCAUGCCGUCGAUUGUGAACUGUCGUAUAACUAGCUCAUUUGUUAUUAUUGCGUCAACUUUAAGUUCUAUAACGCCUGGUUUAGCGUUCGGUUUUUCUUCAGCAUGCACUCUUCAAGUGUACUUUACGGUCUCGAAAUCUGCGAUUUUUGCCAGUUCAUUGAACAUUGGUGGUCUUUUAGGGGGUUUACUAUCAGCGCAUAUGUUGUCAACUGCUGGAAGACGUUUUACUCUUUUGGUAUCUUGUAUUCCUACUAUGUUAGGCUGGUUAUGGAUGUAUUUAUGUUCUGACGUAAUAUAUCAAAAUGCCUUCCCAACAGAUUUAUUUGUUUUUGGUCGUCUUUUAACUGGAUUUGGGGCGGGAUUAUGUAUUCCAUCUUCUGCCACAUAUAUGUUAGAAAUAUCUCCCACUAAAAUUCGUGGUAUAGUUGGUUCAUUACCUCAAGUUGGAAUAGUCACAGGGAUUUGUAUAUCUUUUUUCAUGGCGAUGUUUAUGCUUUGGGAACAAAUCGCCCUGGUAAAUUCCAUUUUCUCCAUUGUCAUACUAAUUCUCGUAUGGCUUCUCCCAGAAUCUCCAAAAUGGCUUCGAAAAGCUGGCCGUAUUCACGAAGCUAACAGUAUUAGCAUACGGUUGUUUGGAAUGGUCAGUGGACAUUCUACGGAUACGAUCGAUUUAAACGAAAGUACAACCAAUAAUGAAACAAAACAGCACUCAUUUUGGCAUUAUAUCUUUCCAUGUUCACUUGUUCCGUCAAGUCAACAACCUCAAUUACGAAUGGCUAUAGCCCUCAUGAUAUUUCAACAGUUAACUGGUGUAAAUGCUAUCCUCUUUUUUGCUGAAUCGGUUUGUCUCAUUGGAAAUGCAAAAUCACCUCCUGUUUGUGCCUUUUCUAUAGGCUUUUUUCAAAUGAUAUUCACUAUUUUAGCAGCUCUUAUUAUCAAUCACGUGCGUCGAAAAACGUUACUUCAGUUUAGUGCCUUCACCAUGGUUAUAGCUUUACUAGCCUAUAGCAUUACAAUUUCUACUUAUUCAUACAUUGCUGAACUUAGUCAAUUUUGGAUUAUUUUAUUUAUGUUUGGUUAUUCAUUUGGCUGGGGACCAUUACCAGUACUUGUUAGCAUGGAAUUAUUUCCAGUUAGUAGUCGUGGAAAUGCUGUCAGUGCUGCUAUCGCUAUCAAUUGGAUCUUUGCUUUUCUAAUAACAGAACUAUUUGAAAUAACUGGUAAUUCAAUUAAUCCUGCUAUGGUGUUUGUCAUAUUUUCUAUAUGUUGUUUAAUAUCUAUGGUUUAUGUGCAUAAAUAUUUGCCAGAAACUAGCGAUAAAACAACUGGAUCAACAUUAGAUGCUAUUUCAUCAUUAUCAUAUAAAUCACAAUUAAGUGCUUAAUAAGAAUGUAUUUUCUAUAAUUUCUGUUAUAUACACUAGAACCCAUAUUUUUUCACAUUAAUUUAAAUUUUUGUUUUGUUUUUGUAAGAUUCAAGUCUUCCUUGAUUUGUUUUUUUAUUUCUCUCGUAUAAUUUAUGUUCUCGUUUAUUUGUGUAUUAUGCCUUAUUCAGAAAGAUUAACAUUUCCUAUUCCAAUUGCACACACAUACACACACUACUCAUGCUUCAUUAUGUUGCAUAAGUUCACUUUCCUUCUUUUUUUUUGUAGGUCAUGACAAACUUAUUUUUAAAAAAAAAUAAUAAUGUCGAUAUUUGUUUUAUGUCUUUGUCCCUUUUUUUUCGUUUUUUUCUUCAUUUUGUUUGUUUUUGUUUUUUACAACAAAUAUUACGCAAUAUUUGUUUCGAUAUGGUUUUUCAAGUUGAUUUUGUUAUCUAAAUACCCAGGUAAAUGGUAGAAAGUUAUUAUUAUUACUAUUAUUAUUAUUAUUGUUUAUCAUUGUCGUUGUAGGUAUAUUUACUUAUGUUUUUUUUUGUUUUUAAAUGAUUGAUUUUUUUAUCAGUUAAUCGUUUUAUUAUUGAUAAUUGCUUCUUAGUUUAUUCUACAUCUUAUUAAUUUGUACAUGAAAUAUGAAUUAAGAGGUUAGGUCAAGUGAUACCAAUGGGAGAUUGGUUAUUUGUUCUCAUUUCAUGUUUAUCUAUUAAUGCUUUGAAAAUAAAAUUGUAAUAAAAAAAUUCUUUUC
Messenger RNA from Schistosoma spindalis, 3414 nucleotides. The record is from the annotation of a GenBank genome assembly. NCBI's taxonomy places the organism in Eukaryota, Metazoa, Platyhelminthes, Trematoda, Strigeidida, Schistosomatidae.